UUCAAUGUUUUCAAAUAUAAUACGUUGUAACUCCUUUGUGCUAAAUGCGUUUCAUAUAGACUCUAUAUGAUAUUCCGUCCUCUUUCCUCCCACACUAGUUGCAUAGUUAAGCUCAAAGAUUUCUAUUGGAACUAAUUUCUGCAGUCCCGCGGCAACACAUUCUAACCCACAUUGAUGUGUUUGUUUACAACAGAAAAACACUGCAACGCUGCUAUUAUGUGAUAUAUUUAUCAAAUCAAAUUAUAACAACAAUGCUGUGCCAUAAAAUUAGUAUAUUAUUCGUUUUGCUGCACAUAGUGAUAAUAACAAGUAGCGAGCAUCAUGCCAAUUUUCAGAAACCUACGGUCUUGAUCGGGAUUUUGGCUAGAAAUAAAGCUCACACACUGCCAUAUACAUUGAGCUUUUUAGAAAGUCUAAACUAUCCCAAGGAUAGAAUCUCAUUAUGGAUUCAAAGUGAUAAUAAUAUUGAUAAUACUAUCAAAGUAUUAAAUACUUGGAUAGACGAACAAGGAAGUAGCUAUCAUUCAAUCAAUGUUACUCUUGAUAAAAAGUCCAAAGGAUUUAAAAAUGAAGAAGGAAUUGCAGAUUGGGAUUCUUCUAGAUUCGAACAUAUUAUUUUGUUAAGAGAGAGAAUACUUGACCAAGCAAGAAGAAUGUGGGCAGAUUUUGUAUUUAUGCUAGACGCAGAUGUUUUUUUAACAAAUCCAGAUACUCUAAAUUUGUUGAUCUCACAAGAAAAACUAGUUGUAGCACCUUUGUUAAAAUCAGAUGGAAUGUACAGUAAUUUUUGGUCUGGUAUGACCGAUAAUUAUUAUUAUAAGAGAACAGAUGAAUACGAACCAAUUCUGAAUCGAGAAAAUCCUGACUGUCAUAUUGUUCCAAUGAUACACAGUGCGGUACUAAUUGAUCUUAGAAGGGAAGCUAGUAAAUUGCUAACUUAUGAUUCCAAAAAAAUAUCUAAUUAUGAUGGACCAAGAGAUGACAUAAUUACUUUUGCACUUCAAGCAAGUUAUGCAGAUAUUCCAUUGCAUGUUUGCAAUAAUGAAAUUUAUGGAUUCAUUAUGGUCCCACUGGAAAAACAAGAUAAACUAGAACAUGAUUACCAACAAUUAAUCAAUUUGAAACUUGAAAUGUUAGCCAUUGAUGAAAUAGAAAGUAUACCUAUUUCUAAGACUAUGAAACGCUUUGUCAUUUAUCCUCCUAAAGACAGAUUAGGACUUGAUAAAGUUUUCAUGAUAAAUCUUGAAAGAAGACCUGAAAGACGUAGUAGAAUGUUGUCAUGCUUUAACGAGCUUGGCAUAGAUCAUGAAAUUAUUGAUGCUGUAGAUGGAAGAAUGUUGAAUGAAAGCUUGUUAGAUUCGUGGGAAAUCAAAAUGAUGCCAGGUUAUAAAGAUCCUUUUCACAAUAGACCAAUGACAAUGGGAGAAGUUGGAUGUUUUUUAAGCCAUUACAUAGCUUGGAAUAAGGUUAUUGAGAGUGGAUAUCGAUAUUCUAUGGUUUUGGAGGAUGACGUAAAAUUUGAACCAUACUUCAAACAGAAAGUCUUAUAUAUUCUACAAGAAUUGGAAACUGUUAAAAAAGACUGGGAUUUAGUUUAUUUGGGGAGAAAACGAUUGCAAAAAGAUCCCGAAAAUUGGGUGGAAGGAUCUCAGUAUUUAGUACAUGCAGGAUAUAGUUAUUGGACAGUAGGAUAUUUACUAUCAGCUAAAGGAGCCAAAAAAUUGAUUAAUUCCAAGCCAUUACAAAACUUGAUACCUGUAGAUGAAUUUUUGCCCAUCAUGUAUGACAAGCAUACAAGAGAAGAAUGGAAACAAUUUUUUCCUGAAAGAAAUUUGGUCGCAUUAUCAGCUGAACCUCUCGUGAUAUAUCCAACGCAUUACACAGGCGAUGCAGGCUACAUAAGUGAUACAGAAAACUCCUCUCAGUUGCCCGAAAAUUCACGGGGCGAUAAUGGUAGCAAAGAAGAGCUUUAGGCUCAUAAAUUUUAUUAUGUAAGUUACAAGAAUCAAACAGUACAAACGUUUCUUUGAGAAACCGUGAACAGACUGAUUCAGCAAUUUUUUUAUUCACCAUGACAAAUGUCGAAUAAACAUUUUUUACAUUUUUCAAUUGUAAAAAAGUAUUCAAAUAUCCGACCAAAGAUGAGAUCGUAGUUUCCGACUAGUCUAUGUUUUGACAAGUGCCAUACACCAAAAAAAGAAUUUAUGUUAAAAUUUCGUUGAUGUUUGAAUUAUCAAAAAAAAAAAUAAGUUCAAAAAAGAUUAAGAGUUGCCAGUUAAUUUUCAAACCAUGUAAUGGAAUUGAAAAGUUUAUUUAUGAAGAUUUUGUACCUAAUGAAUGUGUAUGUUUGAAGCUUUGAUAAGAUAUAUUAAGUUUUGAAAUGUUUAUACCAUGUACGUCGAUAGUUAUUUAUCACUUAAUAUGUACAAAAAGUAAUUGGAAAAUUGAAUAAAAACGGUAGGAAACUGA
Molecule: messenger RNA, 2469 nt
Organism: Trichogramma pretiosum
Lineage: Eukaryota; Metazoa; Arthropoda; Insecta; Hymenoptera; Trichogrammatidae
Product: glycosyltransferase 25 family member
Exons: 10
Coding region: 252-1973 (573 amino acids)
Molecular function (GO): procollagen galactosyltransferase activity
Source: RefSeq, a predicted model, not a curated record